This is a messenger RNA of Monopterus albus (swamp eel), 1915 nucleotides long. Its product is annotated as integral membrane protein GPR137B-like. The record is from RefSeq and is a predicted model, not a curated record. Gene Ontology annotation, biological process: negative regulation of osteoclast differentiation; negative regulation of bone resorption; regulation of autophagy. NCBI's taxonomy places the organism in Eukaryota, Metazoa, Chordata, Actinopteri, Synbranchiformes, Synbranchidae. Gene Ontology annotation, cellular component: lysosomal membrane. Bases 1 to 297 code for a protein of 98 amino acids. The transcript is spliced from 4 exons.
AUGGUAAAUGGACUACCGGGAGUCGACUUCAGGGUCCGACGGCCGCCUCAGGACAAGAGCACUGCCGGGAUCCCAAACCACGUUCUCUCCUCCAGAGGAUACUUCUUCGACAACCCUCGCCGGUACGACAGCGACGAUGACCUGGCCUGGAGCAUUCCUCCCCAGAAUAUGUCGGCGAGUCUUUCCUCCGACUGCUACGACUGGAGCAGCCGCCACAGCAGCUUCACUGUGCACACAGACGGCGACGAGCAGCGUGUGACCGCCGCCGGAGGAGGAGAACUCCACCCUUACCCGUGAUUCGUCUCUGUACAGCAUCACUCUCGCUUUGCCACCGAUUAGUGGUUUAUUGGUAGAGGUCUGUGGAGGUUAGGAAGUUCAACAGGGUCCUUACACAGAUUACAUCCAGGUUGUUAAAGCCUCCAGUGAUGGAGCAGAUAACAGUAAAUGUUUAGAGCUUUUGUUGCAUGUGGAUCAUGAUCUUUAACGACAAUGCAGUGACAAUCAUGCUGAUUGGCUGAGGGAGGCCGUGUGUUGUGGACAGAACUGACGUGUUGUCUGUAAAUGUUUUUGUAUAUUUUUUCAUAUUCGUCCAAAGUCCCACUGACCGAGCUCUAAACAUUUCCAUUUGUAGACGUGGAUGUCGCCGUAGGCUUCUAAAAACAAACUGAACAGCUGAAUAAGCAUCAGAAAGGACGCAGUCACCUCUGCCCAGAUGACGUGGGCUUCAUCAGCAGGUGGAGGCAGAACAAGCCUUGGAAUGGCUCAGAACUGUAGAAAGUCUGAGCCCCAACAUGGCAACUCAGUCUGUUGAGCAUCACAUGGUAACAGCCAGAGCGCGCACCGUGCGUGAACCCUCCAGGACAAUGUUGUGACAACGUGUCUAAAACAUCUGGGGAAAUGACUCAAGUAGUCAAAUACACAUGACACAAGUUUUUAAUGUUGGUGGAAAGAAUUAGUCCAACUUCAGCUGGUCAGCUGAUGCUCCACGUGACUGUGAUUCCUUUGAUCACUUUUCCAAGUGUUUCACAAGAUAUUUUAUUUUUAUUUACAUUAAACUGUAGUUUGUGUAAAUGUGCACCGAGCCCUUGUGUUAUAAUCAUGACUUAUAACAGAUGUGUGGUGCAGGAUGCUUCCGAAAUAGAAUCAUCAGGUUUUAUUUCUAAUGCAUCCGCAGCUGUCAGGUCAUCCAGGGGCUGAUUCGGCCUACGUCAUGUUCCAAAAGGUAAACAUUGGACUGGAGUCCAUGUUGUUUGUAACGUUUAUUAUUGUCUCAUAAUUACGACUUCUGGACAUUGGGAUCUUGUGGAGCAGAGAAGCGUCGGCGGCGCCUGAUUUACAUGCACGUUGAGGCUUCAUAUAUGAUGGAAUGGAUAUGAGGUUUAAUAAAGCCGUUUGAAAACGUGACAUGACCCACUAAACAUAAACUGGCUUGUGUGGACAGAAACAAAGUAUGACGUUACAGUGAGUCCGUGUUGGAUGCAACUUACGCGCCAUUUUUUGACGCGAUACUGAGGAAAUCCUAAAAAGGGAUGAUUCCCAGUUGGGUUGCGAAACGUCCCAGUUGUACUACAUGUCGUGGUACAAGAAGACAAUAAGCUGAGAUAUGAGAUAAUAAUACGAGAUAAGGCCUCCAGUCUCUCUUCCUAUCGUGAAUACAAGGUGCUUCUCUCUAAGGCCUCCUUCAUACUCGGUGCAAGAUGCAGAGACGCAGGUGAAACAGGUGUUUACUGCCGUGUCUUGGCAGGUGUGGUGCACAGCUCAUGCACCAGGGGGCAGCAAAGGUCCCCGGCCCGUGGUCCGAGUCAGGUCGGAGGAUUUGUCCAGUAGCUUCCACUGCAUUACAAAACGUUUCACUACGUAGGUUCACGUCAGACCUUUCUUCCAUAGAGUAUGAUUAAUUAAAUUAAUAAUAAUA